UGUCAUCGAAAAAGCACCACCGACGAGCAACGAUUCACGACGGAACGAUACGCAGGUCUUGAUUUAAUUCCAAGUGUUCAACGACAAGGUGCAAAAAAGAGAGCCUGUCCCUGACAAAAACUGCCUGUUUUAUUUUUUUUUCAUCCUUGAAACCAUCAUUAGGAUUGUUUCAAUAUAUAUAAAAAUCGGGAAUAUUUUUAUUAAAUUUAAUAAUAUUUUUUAAAACAAAAUUAGACAUAGUUUUAAUAUUCUCUCCGACCAAAUGUCUAAAAUGUGUCCAAAGUUUUUUUAGGAAUACAAAAUAAGAGUGAGUGGAAUUUUAGUCAAAUCCUUUUACUACCCGAUCCCGAAGGCUUUUUUAAAGAAUUUUUCAUCGUCGUCGGUCGUAGCGUCGAAUGUUGAAACUUUGUAUCUGUGAUUUUUUGUAUCUUCUUAAUUAACUCGAAAAUUAUUAUAUUUGCACUUUACAUCCGGGGUGCACUGUUUCUAUUUAUUUAUUUAUAUAGAAAACAACAAAUCGUUUGAAUCUUCACGGUCAACAUAUAGAAUCUCAUGAGUGUAAACAAAACCAACAAAGAAAAGGCGAUACAAGUUUUGUAAACGAUUGUGUGGUUCCCUUUUUAUGGUUUGCGACAAUUUUGAACAAUAAAACAAAAAAUAUAAUAAAAAAUUGUGUGCUAUUAAACCCCCCUGUUCAGUAAUUGUGUGUCCUUGUAUCGCAAGGUAUUUCCUUUAACCCAGAUAUACCUAACCUACCCGUGGUUGUAAAUCCAAAAGAUACAAAAAUAGAACCCAUUGCAGUAUUAUUAUUGUAUUGCAGUUGUUGGUCUAUCAAAUGACGCAUUCACAAUUUGAAGCAAAAUAAAAUCGUCUAUAAAAGUUGUUGUAAAAAUUGUAUUCAUUUCAUUGAAAGUUUAAAUCGAAAAAAAAAAAUACUUAGUACGUGUAUUGAAUCUCAAAAGAAGAUUAUCUACAGUGGGGAUUUUAAAAAAUAUGACAGUUUAAAUUUCAUGUCACAUCAAAAAAGGACAUCAUCAUUAAAAAGGAUAACCAACAAGAGUUAUGUGCUUCAAAAGGGCAUUGAGGUUUUUCUUGUGCUGCUCAUCUAACCAGUUAGAGGGAUUAAAUGAGUCGACAUUUCACGAUUACAUCGAAACACUCCCAGUGUACUCAAAUAGCAGCCUUGGUGACAUAAAGGAUGGUCUCAGCUUCACAGUUACCGGUUAUAUCCUCCCCAAUUGCGAAAAAUUUUCUAUCAAUCUAAUUCUUGAGACACCAACUCGAGACAUUGCUUUGCAUGUCAAUCCACGCCUGCCACAAAACUACAUUGUUCGAAAUGCGCGCGUGAAAAACAUUUGGGGCAGUGAAGAGGUGUCCUCGCCGCUGCCCUUUAGCUUGCACCGAGGCUCGAAAUUCGCCAUACAAAUUUUAAUAACAGACAGUUGUUAUAUGAUCUCGGUUAAUGGGAAUCACUUUGCCGAAUUUAACCAUCGUUUGCCUUAUAAAUCUGUGGCGUGCCUUGAGGUUAGCGGAGAUGUUGACAACAUCAGUUUUAACCGUACCGAAUCUUCUAAAUACCCCGAACGAUUACCCGAAUCGAAAGCCAAAGAAAUCCGAGUCGACCUGGAGUCAGAGGAUCAAAUUGAUACUCCACUCGAAUGGAAACUCAUCACCUUGAAUGGAAGCAAUGAUGGAGGCCUGCAACUACCCUACUAUGGACUCCUGCCACCAAAAAUGUUUGGAAGUGGGAAAUGCCUACGGAUAGAGGGACGAGUGAAGUUGCUGCCGCACUCGUUCUAUGUAAAUCUCCAAGGCGGGCAGGAUAUAUGGCCGCAUCCUAUAAUUGCAUUCCACUUUAAUCCGCGCUUUGCUAAGCAAGGCGGUGGCAUAGGCAAACAUGUGAUUUGCCGGAACGCCUGGUACAACGGGGCAUGGGCCAAAGAACAACGUACCGAAUUGGAUACAGACUUCUGUCCUGGCAAGAGUUUUAGUCUGGUCAUUGUGUGUGGAAUGGCUUCCUACGAAGUGUACGUUAAUAAAAAGCUCAUUACAGAGUUCCGAUUUCAUGUGGAUCCUGAGAUCGUGGACACGGUGUACGUCCAGGGAGACAUCAAACUUUGGGAUGUCGUUCUCGAAAACCACUCAACAUCGAAUGGUGCACCAAAAAGAAUCUACCAAAAUCCCGCAUACCAAGAAGACAACUAAUUCAGUUUUUAGUUUAAACUUUAUUUUUUUCUAGUGCAAUUAUUGCUGACUCAAUAAAAUUUUUUAAGCGCGCCUACUUCUCAAAAGGUUUAUCUAGAUAUUAAGAACAAAAAAAAAAAACAAAUCAAUAAUAGAAAUUACGUAUAUAUAUAUAUAAUUCUUUUGCAUUUGCAUUUUUCAUCGAAUGCUGCGAAUAUUUUUUGUUUUAAAAUUUUAAGAUAAUAAACUUUAGUCUAUUUUGUAAAUUUACUCAUCUUUGAUGGUUAAGGACAAUAAUGUUGAAUGUUAAAAAUGUUUUGGGAAACAAUAUUUAUUUGUUGUUGUUAAAAAAAUAAAGAAAAUGUUAUUGCAUUUCAUUGAAUAUUAAAAACAAAAUAUAUACUACAUACAUACAUAUUAUAUUUAGCGACAUAAAUGUUUAAGAAAUAUUAUGUGUGAGCUUUUUGAAAAUUUAUUUAAACAAAAACAAUACUAACACUCAUAAAAUCUAUAAUAACUGUACUGUCUAAUUUAAACCAAAAAUUUGAAUGACUAAAUAAAAUCUUGUUUUAAUCUUGACAAGUCUUGUAA
Messenger RNA from Eupeodes corollae, 2775 nucleotides. Its product is annotated as galectin-9C-like. Gene Ontology annotation, molecular function: galactoside binding; carbohydrate binding. The transcript is spliced from 3 exons. The record is from RefSeq and is a predicted model, not a curated record. The coding region runs from base 1063 to 2205 and encodes 380 amino acids. NCBI's taxonomy places the organism in Eukaryota, Metazoa, Arthropoda, Insecta, Diptera, Syrphidae.